Messenger RNA from Rotaria socialis, 894 nucleotides. Lineage: Eukaryota; Metazoa; Rotifera; Eurotatoria; Philodinida; Philodinidae. The record is from the annotation of a GenBank genome assembly.
AUGGAUUUGUUCAAAUAUGAAAGUCGGCGAACACAAUCGAUUACAUUGGACGCUGGCUAUGUUUCAGUUUCAUCAACUGAUAUAGCUCAAUCACCAAAAAGAUUUGGUUUACAUGGAAAGAAAUUAAUAUGCAUUAUUUUUACCAUAGCAUCGCUUGUUUUAGUCAGCUUUAUUAAUUUAAUUUGCCUUUUAUGGCUUAUGUACAGACUCGAUUGGUCGUUGUUUGAUAGCAAUGGAUCAAAAGUAUUUCGAGUUGAUAAGUAUAAUCAAAAAGUUGAAUUUCAAAAUCAAGUGUCAUUUGAAGAUAUUAUGUAUGCAUCUAAAAUAAAUAAUAUAAGUCAAAUAAAUGUAUUGUUAGCUAAACAAAUUGAUAUAUCUGGUGAUCAAAAUUCUAUUUUAUUCGAUGAUGAUCAAAUUUUAUUUAAUACUGAUAAAUUCGAUUUAAACAAUCAUUCAUUUAUUGAUUUUACCAAUCUUCAUUCUCUUAAAUUCGAUAAUCGAAUUAAAACUCGUGUUCAUCUAAAUCAAUUUAAUUCUGAAAGUAUUCGUAAUAAACAAUUAAAUAUCAGUGCAAUAAAUCAUUUAGCAAUAACAAAUAUUGAUCAUGCUUUUUUCUAUGCCGAAAAUCUAUUAUUAGAAGCUGAUCGACAUAAUCGUCGGUCGGUACUUCGCUUUGGAAAUCUUCCCGCAAGAAUAAAAUAUGUUCAUCAUUAUCAAAAAACUCUACUUGAAAGUUUACACCUGAAAAGUGAUUCGGUAUUUUUCGAUUUACCUCGAUUACCUCUAUUAGCUAAUACACAUCGUAGUGAAUCUGGCAUUUAUCGUAUAUGCAUUUGUAAUACAACUUUUUUAUUUUUACGCAGUUCUGCUCAUCAGCCGUGUCCUCUUUUUUAA